AUGGCCUCCAAUCCCGCGAAACGGAAGCCAUUUGGUCCCUCUGGGGCCCAUGGCGCGACCGGAGCCGCCCGAAAGCGCGCCAAAACUUUUGAUGCGCGUACACUGGCCGUACAGUCCACCGACGCCGCCCUCUCCGCAACGGGCGAGCUCGAUGUCGCCGCAUACGCUGCCGCCCGGGCGUUUGAAAUCCAGGCCUUGGAGGAUGGCAUGCAGAGAUCAAAGAAUGCGCUGACAACCCGAGCGUUCCAGAAGGUUCCCCGUUCCCUGCGGCGUCGGACGGCGAGUCAUAAUGUGAAACGAGUCCCGCGAAGGUUGCGGGCUCGGGCGCAGCGAGAGAUGGUCGAGGACAAUACGCCGAAGGUCACAGCACGCCGUCGCAAACCAACCCAGAUGAUGCGCAUCCGUCUUGAAUCCGCUCGACGCCUACAAACCUUGAAUGCAAGGUCCAAGAACCGAAGGCAAGCCGCAAAGAUUAAACGACAGAACGAGAACAAAGCCACCUCCAAAGAAGAAGGAACCCAUACUUUCAACAUUGCGCCCAGAGUGCCGAAAAUCAAGAAGGGCAAACUCUCACGCCCGCCGCCCGCGGACUCCAAGUACCGCAAGCGACAGCGAUGCAAGACCUGGCUCCCGACUCACAUGUUUCAUGCGAAGCGUGCGCAUAUGGCAACAACGAAGGAUCCGAUCUGGCGAUUUGCAAUUCCUAUCUCGCCUACUGAGAAGAGUUAUCGGCCUACACAUCGAGCUCGUGGCGCCCGUGGCGCCGUGGCGUGGGAUAUGAGUUAUAUGUCUACCGUGCAGCUUGAAGGGACAGAACCGUGCAUCGAAGCUGUUCUACGUGCAGUCGGUGUCAAUGGUGACGAGGCGUGGGGUGCGAAGGGAAGGAAGUGGAGGGCUGGGACGAGGUCUUUGCAGGCUUGGACAUUCGAGAAGGACCAGGCUGUCAGAGCAAUGGCACCUGUCACGCUGGUUUGGUGUGUACAGCCCAGGGCUGAGGAUGUUGAGAUGACCGACACAGACAGAAGCUCAUCUACACCUACGAAAACACGACGGAAGCUCUUCAUCCGCGUUCACCCAUCCGCAUUCCUGCAGCUGUGGACGAACCUGCUCGAGACCUCGAAACGACAGAACCCACCUGUCAUGAUUGAGGACCUGCGGUUCGAGAUUGGGAGCAUCGAAAUCACGGGCCCAGGGUCUACAGAAGCACUCCUGGCUACAUUGCAGCCCGCCCUACUACCAGACAGCCCAGCAGCACAGAGCGUGGAAGCUACUUGGCCAUCUUUACUCGGUGUUUCCAACCCAUCAUCGCUGCCGCCAAAUGCCCUUCUAUCUUUUGCUGUCUCCGACCCUCGCCUUCGCUUCCCACCGCGCAGUCUCAAAGUUCCGGAUACCGAAUCACAUAUGAAUGACCUGGCUGUUCUGCUCUCAACAUGGCCACCCGAUAAAACGCAGGGUCCGCCCUCUCUUUUCGACCGCCCAAGCCGCCUGGCAGCUAGUCGACAGCUUCCAAGUCAAAAGGCGAUUAACCGCCGUCGUUCUCUCGCUGGCCCGGGCAAAUAUCCUGCAGCACAACCCACUGACCCCCAAAUCCCUGUCAUGGUUCUUGCCAGCCGUCCACAGGCUCGGUCAAAACGGAAUACUGUUCCAGGAACCUGGACAGUACUACUUCCGUGGAAAUGCGUGGCCCCGGUUUGGUAUUCCCUCAUGUUUUACCCGCUUUCGAGCGGUGGAACCCCGCGCUUCGGCGGCUUGAAGGAACAGCAGCAACUUGCCUUUGAGGCAGGAGAGGGAUGGUUCCCGGGUGAUUUCCCAGGUACUCGGGCUGGCUGGGAGUGGAGUCAGCACGAGGCCGAGAAAUCUCGACGACUUUGGGAACGACGACCAAAAGGACGUCGCGUUGAAUUCGACAGUCUUGUUCUGGGUGAUGGACAUCCCAAGGGAGAGAUUGGACAUGGCUGGGCCUGUGAUUGGGAGAGGCUCGCUCAAGGACCGCCGCAGAGUCAGACCAGCCAGGAUUCUGCGAAGAAGGGAGCCGAUUCGACUGAAUCUACCAUUCCACCCUUCAACAUCCACAAUACUCGCUUACCCCCAGGCGAAACGAGCAUUAUCCUCAAUAAUCUCAGCCAAUCACCUACAGACCCCUCUGCUCUGGCCACAGUCCACCUUACCCUCGUCAGCCGCGGCACACCAACUCCCUGUGCGCGCAUAUAUCGCCUCCCCACAGAGCCAGUUCUGCGCCGAAAAUGGCUCGAUCUUGCUUCCACAUCCAGCAGCAAGUCCAAUGAGCACAAGAUCCAUCAUCGGAUAAAAUCUGCACUCUCCAACGAGGAGGCGCAUCGCCAACUCCCCGACUCGCUCGUUACUCUUGCGACUCCCGGAGAAGCUGGGCCAGAGCAUCUGGAAGUCCCGACUGAAGAGGAUCUCAUUGGCUUUGUGACCACCGGGAACUUCAAUCUUUCUGAGGGGAAGGGGACUGGAGUUGGGUCGAUUCUGCUAUCAAAGGUUUUGCUACCCAACGUGAAGCCUUCUGAGAGGAGGAUGUGUAUUGUUCGGACGGCGGGUGAGAAGAUCGGACGAUUGGGAGUGUGGGAGCUUGUAUGA
Penicillium canariense is the source of this 2601-nucleotide messenger RNA. RefSeq names its product ribonuclease P/MRP protein subunit POP1. The transcript is spliced from 2 exons. The record is from RefSeq and is a predicted model, not a curated record. Gene Ontology annotation, biological process: tRNA 5'-leader removal. Gene Ontology annotation, cellular component: nucleolar ribonuclease P complex; ribonuclease MRP complex. Bases 1 to 2601 code for a protein of 866 amino acids. NCBI's taxonomy places the organism in Eukaryota, Fungi, Ascomycota, Eurotiomycetes, Eurotiales, Aspergillaceae.